AUGUUGAAGAGAGCAUAUGACCUUUUGGAAGAAAUUGAGCUGUUCUUAGAUAUGAAAGGUAAUGCUAUCCCUGAAUUGAGAGAUAAGGAAUGGAGAUGUGAUUUAGCAUUUUUAGUAGAUAUAACUGAUCAUCUUAGUGCACUGAAUGCUAAACUUCAAGGAAAAGAUCAACUAAUAAAUGAGAUGUUCUCACUGAUCAAAGGCUUCCAGAUAAAAUUGCGUCUGUGGGAGUCACAAAUCAGAAACCAAACCCCAGCCCACUUUCCAACGCUGAAAAACCAUGACACUAGCAACCCUCAGUAUCAGAAGUAUGGUGACAAGUUGGCAGUCUUACCAGAUGAAUUUUCAGAAAGAUUUGGUGACCUCAAGAAAUAUUCACAACCCAUUGAAGUCUUUGCUUCUCCUUUUUCUGUGGAUGUGAAAGCAAUUCCUGAGGACAUACAGAUGGAUUGA
Messenger RNA from Macrobrachium nipponense, 453 nucleotides. Its product is annotated as general transcription factor II-I repeat domain-containing protein 2A-like. Lineage: Eukaryota; Metazoa; Arthropoda; Malacostraca; Decapoda; Palaemonidae. The record is from RefSeq and is a predicted model, not a curated record. The transcript has a single exon. Bases 1 to 453 code for a protein of 150 amino acids.